UUAACAGUUUGUCGUAAAUAAGAUGAAUGAAUAUCUUGAGUUCAUCUGUCACAGAAAUGUUAAAAAGAUAUUUUCAAAUUUGGCUGAUAGUAAAAUGACUUACCAAAGUUCAAAUAGUUUAUAAUAUAUGUAUAAUAACAUAAAUGAAACAUAUCGGAAACAUUCAGGUCAUUGGAAGAGAGUAAAUUCAACCAACCCCUCUUCUGCUGUUUAAAGAAUUUAUAAAUCAAAAAUGUCAUCAACAUCUCAGAAACACACAAACUUUGUUUCUGAGCCAAUGGGGGAUAAGGCAGUAACAGAUUUGGCAGGAAUUGGAGAAGUCUUAGGGAAGAGGCUUGGAAACAAGGCUAUGAUAAAGCAGGAAGUCUUAGGGAAGAGGCUUGGAAACAAAGGCUAUGAUAAAGCAUAUGUAGUACUUGGGCAAUUUCUUGUAUUGAAGAAAAGUAAAGAACUUUUUAUUGACUGGUUGAAAGAUGCAGCAGGUGCAAACAGCAAACAAGCAUCAGACUGUUACCAGUGUUUACAUGAUUGGUGUGAGGAGUUUCUGUAAAGUAGUAGACCAAAUCUCACCAGUAGUGACUGGUUGUCACCUGUGGAUUAACUUAUUUGUGGUGAAUAUGCUACAGAAACCUGGGUUGGCUUGUAUAUACUUUUUUAUUAAUUAGCUGUGACAGAUCAACUAUAUUCUUUCAAUGUGUUAUUGUAUUAGUAUCUCAUCGGGAAUUAUUUUUCUGUACUUUGUGUAUUUCAGCUUCUCUAAAUAUUCAAUGUAAAAAUGUUAAAGAACAGGUCAU
This is a messenger RNA of Limulus polyphemus (Atlantic horseshoe crab), 794 nucleotides long. RefSeq names its product barrier-to-autointegration factor-like. The record is from RefSeq and is a predicted model, not a curated record. The transcript is spliced from 4 exons. NCBI's taxonomy places the organism in Eukaryota, Metazoa, Arthropoda, Merostomata, Xiphosura, Limulidae. The coding region runs from base 233 to 550 and encodes 105 amino acids. Gene Ontology annotation, molecular function: DNA binding.